AUCGUGGCAAAGACGUACAUGGUACUGUGGAUUCCACAAUUGUGCAGGUCGGUGCUGCCUAGCUCUCGAUGGCUAAUAACAUCUAGUGAUACGUUUUCUUCUAAGGGGAGGCGGUCUUUGUAGGUGGGCGCUAGGUCGCUGGAGGUCAAUAUAGCGGAAAUCGCUUUACAACGAAGACUGUGUGAGCACUAAGAGAUGUGGCCAUCGACAGUUGAUUGGUAUGACAUGCAGUUAAUCGUGCAAGACUUAACAAAGCUGGGGAAAAGAAAUAACUCUGAAUGAACGAAUCUGGUGCACGAUAAUGUCGAAAACUUCCGCCAUCACACAUAUCUGGUCGAUCUGUAUGUAAACCAAUCACCAACAAACGUCCGACGGAUUGCGUCGUUUAAUAGUAGAAAUGAAUAAUGUCAUCAACAUGCCACCAGUCAGCUGGAUGCCAAAAGGAAAAGAAAUCGGUUCGUCAGCAACGGAACCGUCGUCGUCAUUUCGACCGAUUGCUCAUGAAGCGCAAUUUGUGUCUCGUCGGUAAAGAAAAUGCUGUAUGCUGCACCGUAUCCCCGUGCUCGUCGUCGAUUGCUGCGAUUGCUGCUCGUUGUAAGCGCUGUAUGUGCUGCGGAUGUCCUCGCAUCACCGACCACCGCGUAUGAUAGCUAUGAUAGCAACCACCAUGCGGGUCUGGUGAGACAAGGUGUCGAAACGCCAUCAAAUGGGCGAGAGUAUCAUUCUCUUCAUCUCCAGCAUCAUCAUCUUCAUCAUCGUAACGCCCUGUCACCGGCGUCUUCUAUCGAGGUAGGGCCGCAGGAGGUGCAGGAAGCUGCUCAAACGCUUCCGGUACAGCAACAGUAUCUGGCAAACGGUGGUGGCGACAGUGUGACGCGUGUGCCCUGGUACGGACUAACUGAGUUAUCCGAUGUGCUACUGCUCGCGGUACUAGUGACGUUCGUUGUGCUUGGGCUACUACUGUUUUCCGUGUUAGUGUUGGGUUUGCGGUCAAAGUUGCAGUUUUUUGCUCGUUCAACCAGGCAGCAGGAACAGCAGGAACAACCGGACGGUUUCCUGCUUUCGGACUAUGCAGAUCAAAAGAAGGAGUGUAGUGCAGCAAAGUGCAGUGUCGGUGGUAGUGCAAAACUUCAGACAAAACUACCGGCACCAUCGCUCAUACUAGUGGAAACUGGGCACGUUCUAGUCCGACCCGUGCCUGCGACGUGCGUUGCGGUUACCGUGCGGGAUAAGAAAAGCGAUCGUGAAACGGCGCCUCGCGGUCGACGGCGCAUCGAGCAACCACUGAGUUUAUCAGACAAACGCCAUCUAACAUUUCCAUCAGCUCAGUCGGCGGCAACAUCGGAGGCGGCGACGUCGGCGGCUGGGAAACGACAAUCUCCGUUGCCGAUCGCUAUUACGUUGCCAACGGCAACCAUGAGUGCGACGACGAUCGAGCCUGCCAACAACAGUAGCCAAGGCCCAACCGUAUCCAAUGUAGAGGGUAGCUCAGCUAAUGACGACAAGGAAAAUUGCCUUCAGCAGCACAACAGCAGCGAGCCCACCGUAGAACAGUCGCAGCACCAGCAGCAUCCGGUGCUUCCUACAAGCCAGCGGAAUGUGUUGAAACGUCAACCGGUGGCGGAAAUAUCGUUAUUCGGUCCGCCGGGUACACCCGGUCCGGCGGGUUCGCCGACCACCUUCAUCCAGCUUCUUACACCCUCCUCCGCGUCAUCGCUGUCGACUUCCGCUACUACCACCGAUAACAAUGCGACCCCGACGAAAGGUGCUUCCACCGGGGGUGGUGCUCCUGGACCUGUGCUGUCGGCCGCUGAAACGAUGGCCGCAGCACGCUUUGGCUUUUCCCCCCGCUCGAUACACUCGUUCACAGUGCAAACGGCCACCUAUUUUCGCUUUCCAGAUGUGGAUGAUUUCACUCCAACGCCACGGUCCAUGCGUUCCGCUGCAAAACAUCACGGGGCGACCGAAUCGUCCUCUACACCGCCUGCCGUUGAUGGAUGUACGGAAGAGGAAGGGGUGGCGGUGUCUACAGAAAAAAUACCGGCAGUGGAACCUCCGGUGGUAAAGUGCGAGCUACAACCGUCGAACGCUGAAGCGAAACCAGCUGAACCAGUGCCACCCGAACGGGAACCACGUCCGGCGCACCGAAUCUGUGCCCCGAUGGCAAACCGACGUGUACGCUUGAAGUCCAUUUCGCUCGAUUCUGAAGGCGCGCGACUGGUGGAAGAGAAUCUCACCUCAACCAUACCGGUCCAGGAGUUGGUGGGAAUGGCUCAGCAGCGCACCACCGGUCGCUUCGAUGAAGACGACAAUGACGAUGAAGAUGACGAUGAGGACGACGACGAAGACGACCCAGAUGGGAACCAUCGUCAAAACAGAAAUGAUAACGACGACGGCGUGGCAGGUGGCAGCAGCAGCAAACAUGCGAGAAGAGUACGGAAUAUUUUAAACCUUCGACUGAACAUACCACCGGCCGGGUCGGCGUUGGCCACUGCACCCCUCGCACCACCCGGUGCGUCCCAAUCGACCGGCUCGAUGGCGAAGUCUGCUCCACGAACGAUGGUGACCGUGUCGGGGUCAAUUUCGAAUCCGACAAUGAGUAGCACUAACACAACAACUUACCCGCCGCUCCAGCAUCAGCACCACGGGAUGAUGGCGGUGCUGGGCGUGGGAGGUGGUGGUGGCCAAAUGGACGAAAGUAAUGAGCAAUUUUACUUCGAGUACUAUGACUACGGUGACACGGACGAGGAGGAUGAGUACGACGGGGUAGACUACGACGAGGAGCACGAGGACAAUAACAACAACAGCAUGGUGGUAGCGGGCGCGGUGGCCGUUUCACUGCCUCCGGCACCGAAAACACCCACUCUGUCGCAGUCGAAGCAGAAGGCGAGCUCGCUCGAUUCGGACAAGCUGCGACUGACGACGGCAACCGUUCCGUACGGUGGCAGCGGAAGUGUUGCGUCCGGCGCACCGGGCGGCUCGGUAAGCUGCAGUGGUGGCAUAAGUCACAUCUUGAGCAUUGCACAAUCUACCAGUGGACACAGCAUGUCCACGCUUUCCUACCCCAACUCUCAACACCCGAGGGAACAACAGUCCGGCCGGCAACAACAGCAACUGCAGCAUGGACAGUACCAUGGACAGCAACAGCACCACCAACAACAACUGCAGCAACCACCGAGGCGCGUUUCUUCCGCAUCAGUGCCAACCACGCCGAAGAGAUACCAGUAUCGGACGGCGGUUAACCAUCACUACCAUCAUACUCAUCACCAGCAGCAGGCAAGUGGACAAUCAAAACUUAAACCCUCACAUCAUCCCGGAACGGCACCGAUGCACCUCUCGAUGCCGGUUGGUGGUGGUGGUGGCGGUGGAGGUGAGCCAAAUCGAAAGGAUAAGUCACCGGUGAGUGGUCACAAAGGAACAGCAGCGGGAGGUGCCACAACAACAACUGUCGCUUUACCACCGUCUUCUUCAUCAACCACGAUCGACGCAAUGAAAGGAGGCCAACAGACGAACGAAGAACCGGGUGGUAAGUCGACAAAGGAUCCGGUGACCGGCAAAGUUCCAACCAGCGGUCGGUCUAGCAUUCUGCAGCGGCGGGGCUCAAACCAUAGUCUGACACUGAACCUGGACGUGUACACGCGUGGUGGUAGCGUCGAUCUGACAUCAUCCAGCUGCAGUCUGUACCGAGGCUCGUAUAAAAAUCUUCAUCAAGUGCAAUCGCACUCGCAGCUCUAUCAGCAGUACCCGGACGCCGGAAGCACGGUACGCGUGCAGUGCCACCAAGCUUCACCCCAGCAGCAACAGGGAGGACCACUUUCCUCCUCCAGCCAGGCUGGUACACCCCAUACUAAUGCUAGUAGUAACGCCAACAACAAUAACAAUGCAAGCAGCAAAAAGAAUCUCCUACAAAGACGUGGCUCGAACACGAGCUUAACAUUGAAUCUCCGCUCGGGGUUAGGGGGGACUGGUGCCGGUGGUGGUGGUGGUGGAGUAGGCGGAGGCGGUGCCGGUGGAGUUGGCGGUUCCGCGUUUGGAUUGAAUCGCUUCAGCAGCCACAAUUCGCUCAACAUGACGCACAUGUCCACGCUCGGCACGAUCAAUUCGAGCGCCAUGGGAGGCAGUAUCAGUGGAACGGGAAUCAGUACCGUUGGUGGUGGUGGUGGGCCUCAUCACUCGUCGUCGCUCGUCCGACCAGCCGGAUCGCGCAAGAGUCUGCUCGAGCGGCGCAACUCGAACGCCAGCCUCACGCUAAUCAACGUCAACCAGCGGACCCUAUCGGUUUCGAACUGCAAUCUCCGCGGAUCAAUCUGCAGUCUUAACAGUCUGCUGACAACGCAUACCCAGAACGAAGGGACCGGUCCCGGCGGCAUGAUGCUAGAGGAGGACGAGAUGGACUGCACCGGUGCGGGCAAUGGCGAGGGCGAGCAUCAUCAUCAUCAUCAUAACCAUCACCAUCACCAGCACCAUCAUCAUCAGCACGGUGACCGUUGCCACCAUUCUCGUGGUGGUUGUGCGCACGGUGGUGGCAACCAACAUGGACAUGGACGAGGUGGUGGUGAAGGCGAAUUACGCCGCUUCGGAAGCAGCAUGGAUGCCGGAAUGCUUCACGAGGGUGGUGGUUGCGGUAGCGAAAGAGCCAGCGGUGGCGAUGGAUCCGGAGUGCAAGCUCGCGCUGGACGGUCGGCCAAUUAUGGUCGGCUCACGGUGGCUACGAUGCACGGAACUUCGAUGGACACCGGCAGCAACGCUUGUGGUGGUGGUGGUCAGCAACAUGGCGGUGGGAUGGAGGAUGCCGCAGGGCGUGCUGGUGCCUCGUGCGGUGGGCGCACUGGAGGACAUCAUUAUACGGUGGGAGCGAGGCAGCGCAAGUUCCGCAGCUCGGACAGUUUGCACAAUAUUAACUCCGUGCGAGAACAUGCCGUGCUCGGUUGUGAGCGGCAUCAGCACGGUUCUGGCGCAGUAGACAGCCAUCAUCAGACGGAGGCGAAAAUGAUGUCGGUCAGCAACUAUCAGCGCAGUUGUCAGUCGUCGUUUGAUGAUCGUCAUCACUUCGGAUCUUCGGAGAACGUCAAGGAUCAUCAAAGUAAACUCUCAACCCACCGCGGCCUGUUCCAGCGGGAUCCGGCCACCGUCACAUCUACAUCUUCGGCCAAUAACUUAUCGGCACUUGGCACAAGCUCACUGUGUACUUGCUGCUGCUGUUGCUGUUGCUGCUGCUGCGCCGGUGGCGAUCCAAUGGACGGCGGAACCUGUUGCGCCCAGUCGGGGCUGAUCGUUAAGACGGGCAACCUAAGUAUUAGCAACUCGAACAUACGCAACAUCUCUACGAAACCGCUUAGCCCUCAGACGACCAGUGAAGACUUUAAGAUCUACCUGGCGAACAUACAGUUUCUCCAGAAUGCAUCCAACGUACUUACGAUUGCGUACCUUCGGAAGCUGCACAACUUUUUCAGCAAAACCUACCGUCGGAUGCUCUCAAGCGUAUCUGGAGCUGACCAGCGUCAUCCAUCGAAUGAACAGCAGCAGCUGCAGGAACCUACUGAACCCCAUGGUAGGGGCAUUGACGGUGGAUCAAAGAUGAUGCUACUGCACAGUGACAGCCUACACCAUCCACCGGUGUGCGAUGACGAGACGUACGAUGAGGAGCACAAGAAGAUGGUGCUCAAAAUCCAUCAGGAGUUCUGGGACCUCCCCACCAACUACCAGGAAAAGCCGCUAGUGUUCGGAUCGCAGGCGAAGAAUCGCUACAAAACAAUCUUACCGAACGAACAUUCACGGGUGAUACUGGAAGCGGAACGAGCGGUUGUCCCUAGCGGUGAGCCGUACAUCAACGCCAAUUACAUCAAGGGUCCGGAUUAUGCCAGUAACUGCUACAUUGCAACCCAGGGUCCAUUGCCAAACACAAUCUACGAGUUUUGGCUGAUGGUUCACCAAAACAUUAUUCGCGCUGCAACAGCUUCGCCAGCGUCACCUGGCUCACCCACCGGUACCACCGCCGAGCAGGCACAGAAAAUUGUCAUGCUGACUAAUUUUGUGGAAAAUGGGCGUCAAAAGUGUGCCGUUUAUUUCCCCCAGGAAGAGGACGAUUGGUUGGCGUUCGGCAUCACCGCAGACGUGGACGUGAGUAACGUUCUGGAGCACAAGGCAGAGCUAGAGGCAUCUGCCGGGGAGCGAACGGACCAGACGGAACGGAACAGACCCACAAAACUGCGCUGUGCCAGUGGUUUCUUUCUCGUGCAUAAUCACUGCGUAGAGCAGCGAAAUGGCUACACGGUACGGACAUUAGGCGUAGUCUAUGGGGUGCGGAAGGACACAGUCGGUGUUGCUGGCAGCAGUGUUGGAUCAAGGACGGAAUCCGUUGAUCACGGGGACGACGGUGACGAAUUCGAACUGACCAGCUUUCGAGCACAUCACUACUGGUUCCCGGAUUGGCCCGACCAUCGCUCUCCAAACGACAUCAACGUUCUGCUCGAUCUGAGCCUCGAUGUACUGGGAAAGGAUGGUGCUUCGUUAUCGUUAGCGGGUACCGACCGCGAUGAACCAUCAUCAAAAGAGGGUUACGCCACAAGAAACUGUGCCUCCCCGAUAGGUUCCGCUUCCCGAGCCGCGACACAAGGGUGCGUUGUGCUGCCAAUCAUCCACUGUUCAGCGGGAAUUGGCCGCACGGGCUGUUUGAUAGCAAUCUUAAACGGAUUGCGUCAGCUUCGAUUAUCCGUUUCGGCUCACACAAAACGAAGGCAAAUGAAACGGCAUCCGCAACUGCACCCUACACAGAUCUGUUCCUCCCUUCCAGCAGACAUUGACGAUGGUGCGGAACCAAUAACCGAUGGCGCACUGAAUGAAGUAAGCGGUGUCGCUAUCACUGGCACGGAACCAGGCCAUGUUCCUCUUCCGGACGAUGAUGAGUUGGAGCAGCGGUUUCCUUUGCCACCGGUUCCUGGCGGCGCUAUAGAAGCUCGCAUUAAUGGCCGCGGCUCACAACUGACUGGAGCGCAGCGAGGAGAAUCCGGUCAAGUGGACAUCUUAGGUAUCGUUUGUAAUCUACGCCUUCAGCGUGGAGGCAUGGUGCAGAACUCGGAGCAGUACGAGUUGAUCCAUCGGGCCCUCUGUCUGUACCUGCAGCAGCUUACACAAGAAGGGCACAUUUAGAUCAGGAGACCCUGGUUACGUAGUCCUGGUAGUUGAGUGGUGUGUAGAUGCUUUUAAAAGUGGUGAGAUGUACGAUAUUCUAGCUUUCAUGAAAUUUAUUAUCCUUGUGAGGUUGAAUAAUACCAAAGAACACUGACUUUGAAUACACACACACAUACACACACACACACACACACACACACACACACAGAAAUACACACAAAUACGCGCUAGCGAGCGCUUAACACGUAAACGAAGGCAAAUCAAGGGAUAUUCUAUACUUUCUACAAAUUGUACACACAACGCGUAACAAUCAAACGAGGAAAUACAACAAAAAUUAAAAGAUAACACAACUAGUAGCGAACAUAGCUGUACCAAGUGAAAAAUAGGCAUAACAUUGAUCUGAGCAGGCUUGUUUAGAAUACAAAACAAAGCUUAUGAAUCGCAAAAUACCCAACGUUGGGUGGAAGGGCAGCAGAUAAGAAAAUCGAAUAUCAAAGGACUCAUUGAUCUGUGCGUAUGUGGGUGUGCGUGUGAUAUGGUGUGCAAAUCUAAUCGAAUUAUGAAUUCAUUGUAUGUUUGUUGUAAGUGUUUCGAUGGGCGGCAGGGUACGAAUACGAAAGGGAUUGUCAUGGGAAUUAGUCAAAGGAAACACAAAAUAUGAAACUUAGUGAUUAUUAUUAUAAUUAU
This is a messenger RNA of Anopheles coustani, 7818 nucleotides long. RefSeq names its product filaggrin (gene PTP-ER). Gene Ontology annotation, biological process: protein dephosphorylation. The transcript has 5 exons. Gene Ontology annotation, molecular function: protein tyrosine phosphatase activity. Bases 535 to 7149 code for a protein of 2204 amino acids. The record is from RefSeq and is a predicted model, not a curated record. NCBI's taxonomy places the organism in Eukaryota, Metazoa, Arthropoda, Insecta, Diptera, Culicidae.